AUGUCUACUAAUGAAAGUAAUGUAACACAAGGUCCAAUUGAAUGGUUUCCUGGUUUACAAAUAGCUACUUGUAUAUUCUAUAGUAUUAUACUUAUUGUUGGUAUUAUUGGCAAUAUACUAGUUAUUGUUAUUGUGAUAAGAUAUCGAGAUAUGCGUAAUGCAACAAAUCUUCUGUUAACAAAUUUAUCUAUUGCCGAUCUAUUUUUGUUGAUAUUUUGUACAGCAGAUGGUUAUCAACAUUUAUUUGGAAAAGACGAACAUCGAUUAGGAAAAUUUAUGUGUAGUUUCGGUCCAUUUAUUCAAAAUGUAACAUCAACAUGUUCUGUACUGACAAUUAUGGCAAUUAGUUAUGAAAGAUAUGUUGCUAUUUGUCAACCACUUAAAACAUCGACCCCUUGUUUAGCUCUAUUUCGAACAGUACCAACAGUUAUUUUAUUUUGGCUUAUAUCUUGUUUAAUUUCAAUUCCUUUUUAUAUGUAUACAAAUACUAAACUUGCAGAAACAAUAUAUGACAAAAUAAUUGAUACAUGUUUUACAGAUUUUCCUGAGCGUUGGGCUAAUAUAUAUUUAAUACCGUCUACAUUAUGUCUCUAUUUAUUUGUUUUUUUAAUGCUUUGUUAUUGGCAUUUUUCCAUAUGUUGUAUAUUAUUUAGUCGUGAAGCACUUUUACGUGACAAUACAAUUUUAACCAGAUAUCGUCGUCAAGUUGCCCAAUUACUUAUUGCUUUAAUAAUAACUUUCUUUAUAUUAAUUUUACCACAUAAAAUCUGGAGUAUUAUACAACAACGAUUAACUAUUGAUGAAUUUUAUAACAUGGGUUUUCAACGUCAUGCAUUUAUUAUUAUUACAACACGCUCAUUAUUAUAUCUGAAUUCAGCUAUCAAUCCAUUACUUUAUUCCGUCAUGUCAACCAAAUUCCGUCAAAGUUUUAUUUUGUUAUGUGAUGAAUGUCGUCGAACAACAAGACCUCAUCAUGCUGAUGCUGCAUAUUUUUAUAAAGGAUAUACAGCCAAACAAAUUAUAGGAUCUAAUCGACUUCCUGGUGGUGGUGGUACUAUAUCAACAACAGGAAAAAUUUCAUAUCAUCAACCUAACGGAAGUCAACUUCAAGAAAAGAAAUCUUUACUUGCAGAUAAUACACCAACACCAAUAACAGGAAUUCCAAUAGAAGAUACAAGAUUCUUUUUUCCAGAAACUUUAACACCAAUAACAGGAAUACCAAUACAAGAUACAAGAUUCUUCUUUCCAGAAUCCUUUACUUAA
This is a messenger RNA of Adineta steineri, 1263 nucleotides long. NCBI's taxonomy places the organism in Eukaryota, Metazoa, Rotifera, Eurotatoria, Adinetida, Adinetidae. The record is from the annotation of a GenBank genome assembly.